Amaranthus tricolor (Joseph's coat) is the source of this 1860-nucleotide messenger RNA. RefSeq lists its product as uncharacterized. The transcript has a single exon. NCBI's taxonomy places the organism in Eukaryota, Viridiplantae, Streptophyta, Magnoliopsida, Caryophyllales, Amaranthaceae. The record is from RefSeq and is a predicted model, not a curated record. Bases 1 to 1860 code for a protein of 619 amino acids.
AUGGCUGAAUCAGUCAAUGAAAUAACACAAAAUCAACUCUUUACCAUGGAACAAAUGGAACAAAUGUUCCAAAUGUUUCAGAAGUUCAACAAACCAAGCAAUCCCACAGAAAACCUAUCCACUGUCCAAUUAUCAGAAAAACUAAACUACAAUAACUACACCAAAUGGAGUCGUCUAAUGCAAAUUGCCAUUAACAAUCGUGGUAAAUUAAACCACAUAACCAAUGAACCUCCCAAAAUAACUGAUCCAGACUACCCACAAUGGGCCAGACACGACUCUAUUGUCAUUUCAUGGAUUAUUGAAAAUAUUGAUGCUGAAAUUGUUAACCAGUUCAUUGAUUGUAAUACGGCUCGAGAUUUAUGGCAAGGUAUUGAAAAUUUGUUAAACAGUGGCCGUGAUGAACUCCAAAUCUACGAUCUGAGUUCAACGGCUGCAACUCUAAGGCAAGGAAAUACGACAAUCGAAACAUAUUUUGGCAAACUCAGCAUGUUAUGGAAAGAAAUUGAUAGACGGAUGCCAAAUCCCAUGACUUGCCCUCAGGAUAUCACAGCAUUCAACAAUUUUAUACAGAGACAGAGAUUAUACCAAUUCCUCACAGGCAUAAAUGAAAAUCUUGACAAAGAGAGAAGGGAUUUACUGCACAUGGAUCCUUUACCGACAAUGGAUGUGGCCUAUGCCACCAUCAGACGAGAGAUCUCACGCCGGAAAAUCAUGACCAGCGUCUCAUCACAGGGAUUAAACCCCUCAGAAAUUGGAUCAGGCCUAGCAGCUAUGAAAAACAAAAACUUCCCUCGCAACCAUGAAAGUGACGACCGGCAAAAACUCCGGUGUAGCCAUUGUGGAGGAUCACGCCAUACUAAGGAAGGUUGUUUUAAGCUAGUUGGGUACCCUGAUUGGUGGGAUGAACUACAAAGAAGGAAGGCCGCCACCAAGGCACCGGCGUAUCGGACCGGCGGCAAGGCCCACCUAGCCACUGUAGAUCACCCCGGUGAGAUCACACCAUCACAUGAACAUUCAGGUAUGGAUACGGAGAAAGGGGAGGCAGUUAUUACUGAACAGGUAGCAAGCAAAAGAAGAAAGGAGAGAGAAAUGGCCGUAAAUCAGAGGGAAAGGGGAAAGGAAAGGGAUACAUCCCAACCCUCACAAUACCCUUUAAAUACUAAACCUACCCAACCCAACAAAACCCAAAAAAAACCUUAUAAUACCACCCAACAACUCCCGGCCCACUCCACACAAAAACUCACACAAAAAUACUCGGCCCAAACCACCCAAAACAAUACCCAAUCCCAAAAUUUUAGCCUCAUAAGCCACACCUCUCACUCCAAAUGGAUUUUUGACUGUGGAGCUACCGAUACUAUGACUUUUGACCCACAUGAUUUGUCCGUAAUACAUUCUACUCCUCGUACCCAUGUCCAAACUGCAAAUGGUGCGACUAUCCCGGUUUAUCAAGCUGGGCCAGCUGAUAUUUCAUCAUCUCUUCGUGUCAAUAGUUGCUUAUUAAUUCCCAGUCUUUCUCAUAAAUUAUUAUCUGUUAAUCAGCUAACCAAAGAGCUUCAUUGUACAGUCGUGUUUAAUUCUGAUGGUUGUCUUGUGCAGGAUAAUCUGACGGGGACGAUUCUUGGGCGUGGUACUAAGCAAGGUGGAUUGUACUAUGUGGACGAGACGGUCAAAACGGGUCAUUCACUACUUGUUCGCGGGACUCCCAAACAACAACUUUGGACUUGGCAUCGACGUUUAGGUCAUCCUUCCCUAGGUUACUUAAAACGUCUUUUUCCGUCUCUUCGUAGUUGUAAUUUGUCUUUGGAUUGUGAGACUUGUGCUCUGGCUAAAAGUCAUAAACAUUCGUACUCUCCUAGUUGA